Messenger RNA from Periophthalmus magnuspinnatus, 2678 nucleotides. RefSeq names its product minichromosome maintenance 9 homologous recombination repair factor (gene mcm9). NCBI's taxonomy places the organism in Eukaryota, Metazoa, Chordata, Actinopteri, Gobiiformes, Gobiidae. Gene Ontology annotation, molecular function: ATP binding; ATP hydrolysis activity; single-stranded DNA helicase activity. The record is from RefSeq and is a predicted model, not a curated record. The transcript is spliced from 14 exons. Gene Ontology annotation, cellular component: MCM complex; nucleus. The coding region runs from base 72 to 2072 and encodes 666 amino acids. Gene Ontology annotation, biological process: double-strand break repair via homologous recombination.
CACAAGACAGCUGUGGCAACAAGAACAUGUGAUUCUUUAUCAUCUCUAGAUAUUUAACAUUAUCCUGCAGCAUGGCCCAGGGUGAGAGGCUGAGCUCAGAGGAGGAGGCCCUCAUCCGCAGCGUCUUCAAGAACUAUGUGCUGGAGCAUCACUCUGAGGAUAUCACCCAGGUCAUCACCGAAGCUGACGUGCACACUCACCAUCCCAUAAUUGUCAAUGCCAUGAACCUAUUUGAAGCAAACAUGGAAGUUGGGGACUAUUUUAAUGUGUAUCCCAGGGAAGUCUUGGUUCUUUUUGACGAAGUUUUACAACAAACUGCUCUGGAGCUUUCAAGAAAUGGCCAGCAGAGGGGAGCAGAGCAGAGCCCAAUGUGCACACUUCAUGCCCGGAUCUCAGGUUUACCUGUAUGCCCUGAGCUCACCAGAGACACUAUCCCUAGAUCCAGAGAUGUGGGUCAUUUUCUCUCAGUCACUGGCACAGUCAUUCGAACUAGUGAUUCUAAGGUUCUAGAGUAUCAGCGCGACUACAUGUGUGCUAAGUGUCGUUACGUUUUUCAAGUCAGUGCUGAGUUUGACCAGUUCUACACUUUUGUCCCUCCUGUGGCCUGUCCCAACCCUGACAGCUGCGAGUCCCACAAAUUCAGCUGCCUCUCUGGGGACACAGAGCCCGCUGCCUGCAGAGACUACCAGGAGAUCAAGAUCCAAGAGCAGGUCCAGCGGCUGUCAGUGGGCAGUAUUCCACGCUCCAUGCUCAUCGCUCUGGAGGAUGAUUUGGUGGACUCUUGUAAAUCAGGAGAUGAUGUGACUGUCUAUGGAAUUGUGUGUCAGCGCUGGAAGCCUUUCACUGAGGGCUCUCGUUGUGACGUGGAGCUCAUCCUUAAGGCCAACCACAUCGAGGUGAACAACCAGCACACGGCCAUCUCUGUGCUGCUGGAGGAGGCCCACAGGGACAUGGAGGACUUCUGGGACACUUACAAGCUCAACCCUCUGGCUGGUAGGGACCAGAUCUUGAUGAGUUUUUGCCCACAGAUAUUUGGGAUGUAUGUGGUGAAACUGGCUGUUGCUAUGGUGAUGGCUGGAGGGGUACAGAGGAUAGACUCUACAGGAGGCAAAGUUAGAGGAGAGUGCCACAUGCUUUUGGUGGGCGACCCGGGUACAGGGAAGUCUCAGUUCCUUAAAUAUGCAGCAAAAGUCAUGCCUCGCUCUGUGCUCACAGCUGGGAUUGGGUCUACAAAUGCAGGCCUGACUGUAGCAGCUGUAAAGGAUGGGGGAGACUGGCACUUGGAGGCGGGAGCUUUGGUCUUGUCCGAUGGGGGCUUGUGCUGCAUAGAUGAAUUUAACAGUAUCAAAGAACAUGACCGCAUCAGCAUACAUGAGGCUAUGGAGCAGCAGUCCAUCAGUGUUGCCAAAGCUGGUAUGGUGUGUAAGCUGAACACCAGAACCACCAUCCUGGCAGCCACCAACCCCAAAGGCCAGUACGACCCUGCCCAGUCCCUGUCAGAGAACGUGGCCCUGGCCAGCCCUCUGCUCAGCCGCUUUGACCUGGUGCUGGUUCUAUUGGACAGCAGGAACGCAGAGUGGGACCGCACCAUCUCCUCAUUCAUCUUGGAGGACAGAGGAUGCCCAGGACAGCCUGCAGACUCAUCCAGCCUGUGGCCUAUAGACAAGAUGAAAGCAUACUUCUGUUUGAUUAAACGACUGCAGCCCCAGCUCUCACAGGAUGCCAACAGAGUCCUGACCAGUUACUACCAACUGCAAAGACAGAGCCAAGGACGCAACGCCCGCACCACUAUCCGUAUGCUGGAGAGCCUGAGCCGAUUGGCCGAAGCACAUGCCAAACUCAUGUACAGGGAGACCGUCACAAUUGAAGAUGCUAUCAUGGCGGUGUCUGUCAUGGAGUGCUCUAUGCAGGGUGGCGCUCUUCUUGGGAGUAUGAAUGCAUUACUGACAUCUUUCCCUGAGGAUCCCGUGGAGCAGUACAGGACUCAGUGCCAGCUCCUGUUAGAGGGACUCCACCUGCCCCAGCUGCUGCAGAAAGAGAUGGACAGACUUUUAGCACACGCAGGCAGCUGAGGAACUUAUGCAUUUAUACAGACAUUUUAUAUGAAUUUACAAUAAUCUGUGGUAUUUUUACUCCUUAUUUUAAAUUUUAUAUAUCAUGACAUAGUGUAAAUAAACUGUACACUGUUUGAUUAAGUCUGGGGGUUGAGCCGUGGGGAGUGUGUGUAUUUUUUUGGUGCGGAUUCUGCUACAUGCUUUUCUCUAUGGAAAUGUUAUUUUUUUGAUUGGAAUGUUCCACACUAUGGUAUUAGACAUAUCUAUAUAUCAUUUAUUUUCUUAUGUUUCCUAUUGUUAAAAAACACCUUGAUGAACAUUUAUUCCUAUUGUUAGUGGCUUGCCUCUCCGCAGACCUGACCUGUACGACCUGAAGAUAGAUGGGUUUAAUGCCAUACUGUGAACCAUUCUAGGCAAAGUAAUAGAGCCUUGACCAGAAAAAAUAUCAGAUGAUCAUGUAAAUUAAGUCAGUUCUUCUCAAUAGCCAGGUCUUAGUUAUUGCAUUCAGACAACACUUCUGUUUGAGAUGGAAAGCACAAAAAACAUUAUGCCGUUCUAUGUGCAUAUAAUGGAGGAACUGUAUACAUUUGAGUAUGAUUUACAAAGGAAGAUUGAUCCAUCUGU